This is a messenger RNA of Helicoverpa armigera (cotton bollworm), 2365 nucleotides long. RefSeq names its product pyruvate kinase. The record is from RefSeq and is a predicted model, not a curated record. Gene Ontology annotation, cellular component: cytoplasm. The transcript has 9 exons. Gene Ontology annotation, molecular function: pyruvate kinase activity; magnesium ion binding; potassium ion binding. Bases 121 to 2190 code for a protein of 689 amino acids. Gene Ontology annotation, biological process: glycolytic process. Lineage: Eukaryota; Metazoa; Arthropoda; Insecta; Lepidoptera; Noctuidae.
AUCUAUACGUCAAUGAGCUUACAGAUUUUAUAAAAUUCUUACUUUGUAUUGAUAAUUUAUUUUAUUUUCAUAGAAUAAUUUCUUAUUUUUACUGUAGUAGAUAAUUAUACCGGCCUCAAUAUGGAUAUUGAAGCGGAUAAUAUGGAAUUUGGGAACAUCGACAUCGCAAAUGUUAAACAUGUAACAGGGCGCCCAUUUAGACACAGACGGAGUCUUAUAUUUGUUACAAUUGCGGAUGCACAAAUACAACUAGUAGACAUUGAAAAAAUGAUGGAAAUGGGCAUGAACGUGGCACGGUUCAAAACAUCACAUAGUACCAAAACUGAUAAAGUAAAAUUGAUAAACAGGUUUGAUAGAGCGGCAUCGUUUUUGGCUCGAAAAUAUGGACUACUUGAAUGGCCCUGUGCGACUUGUGUUGAACUUAAAACGAGUGUCGUUCAAACAGGACUUUUGGAAGAGGAUGUCACGAAAUUAUACAUAAAUGAAGGCAGUGAAGUCAUACUGACAACAGAAAUAUCGGAAUUCGAUAAAUGCAACGAAAAGAGUAUAUUCGUUGAUAACCCUUACUUGACGUCCGAUGUAACAUUAGGAAUGACAAUUAAUAUAUCCCAAGACGAAAUAAUUAUGGAGUGCAUAGCAAAGUACGACAAUGCCGUAAAAUGUAAGGUUGUUAAAGGCGGUUAUUUACAAAAUAUGGCCUACGUGUGUAUGAGGGGUGCUGUAAGAACUCGCCCUUAUAUAUCGAAGAAGGAUUUGCAUCUUAUUAGAUUUGCUGUUGAAUACCAAGUGGACAUGAUAAUUAUAAAUUACCCACGAAAUAUUGCAACUAUCUCGAGGAUAAAGAAGUACCUUGGAUCCAAACUUAAAAGGCCCAUUAUCAUUACUGGUAUCUCUACUCAAGAAGGACUAACCAGCAUAGAUGACUUUGUUAGAGAAGCAGAUGGCAUAUUGCUAUCGAGAGAGUUUUUGGCUUAUGAAGUUGAACCAGCUUUGUAUAAUCGCAUGGGUCAUAUACAGAGCAUCAUUGCAGGAAAAUGUCGACAGGCCGGCAAACCAUUUUACAUAUCAGGUGAAGUAUUCCAAGAAGCCCUAUUGACUGGCCAAAUAAGCACUCGAGAAAUAUCUGACGUUACAAAUGCCAUAUUAGAAGGUGCAUCUGGUUUCGCCCUCAGUGAAUCACCAGAUAUAAACUAUAUGUGUGAUGCUAUGAAAAUGAUGAACGAACUAUGUGCUACUGUGGAACCGCUUUGUAUGAAUAGGACUGAAUUUUGGCAGCUUGUUUCUCAGAUAAAAAUGCCAGUGAAUGCCGCCGAAGCCAGUGCUGUAUCUUGUGCUGUCGUUGCUAAUCAGACUAAUGCUCGACUCAUAAUAGUGCCGACGGUCACCGGCCGUACGGCCUACCUUCUGAAUUGGUUGCGGCCAAAUAGUAUAGUCAUUGGUGUCAGCACCAAAAUCAGAACCAUACGAUUACUAAAAACCUUUAGAAGUGUUAUACCGCUUUUGUAUAAAGGCUCACCACGCAGAACGUGGUUCAGCACUGUUCAAGCCCGGAUUGACUUCGCGCUGCAGUAUGCUGUCGAAAAGCACUGGAUUAUGUACGGAGAUGCCUACAUCACCCUAGAAAAGGGAACUGAAGGCAGCUCUUUUUGCGAUGCCGUUAGAGUUUGGAAUGUGACCAUGACAGAGAAAAACACGGUUGAAUGCCCCGAAUCUUACCACGAUUUCGAUAUCAACUCCUACGCUCCCGUACCUGUAAGUAAAAAGAAGAAUAAAACAGACUCCGCUGAAACAUUGACAACUGAAAUAGUGAAAACUGAAACAGUGACAACUGAAACAGUGACCACUGAAACAGUGACCACUGAAACAGUGACAACUGAAACAGUGAAAACUGAAACAGUGAAAACCACAUUGGUGAUAGAAAAGAAAGAAAUAACUGAAGAAAAAACUACUGUUGAUAAAACUGAUGAGCUUAGAGUUAGUGAAGAAGAUACUAAAGAUACAACGGCUACUGUAGGAACAGAUGAGGCUAAUCUAGAAAUUGAAGAGGAAGGAAGUAAAGGGCAAGAAGAAAUAAAAGCAGAAGCAGAAAGUAAAGAGGAGGGGGCAGGCGAAGAAGAAGAACGACAAGCAGAAGGAGAAGAAGAAGAAAACUUAGAAGGAGAAGAUGAAAUAGAAGAGAGUGCUGAUUAGAACCAACGAGCGGAACUAAUUUUAUGCAUAGACUCGUGGGUGAUUCAAUGUUACGUGAUUAUUUAAUAGCAUGUGAUGUUGGUUCGGCUUAAAGUCCCUUAACGUCUAUCAUCAGAGAGCUUAUUUAUUUCGUAGUAUAUUUUCCAUAGCGCUAGUAGUAAACUAGUUUCAGCAU